AUGGAGAAAUCGAAAAAUUUCAGAAUUGACGCCCUGCUUGCCGAUGAGACCAACCGGGGCAGCCGAGAGCUCUCCCCGGGUCUGAGCAGCGACAGCCCCGCCGGUAGCCCCGUUUCCUGCCGGCGUGCGGACACCCCAUCUCCCCGGGCCGCGCAACUUCAGACCGGAAUAAUACCUAAACCGGGUCUUCUAAAUCUCCCGCAUCCAGGACUCGCUUCACUUCCUCAAGGGACAAUUCCCGGCAUGUAUCCGGCCCCUAUGUACCCAUUAUCAGCUUUGGGUGGCCAGCACCCUGCCUUUGCAUACACCGGUUUCACACAGCUAACACAACCGUAUCCAGAGCACCUGAAGGCGGCUGCCAUGGCAGGAUCUAUCCCCCUGGAGCACUGGAUCCGGGCUGGGAUCAUGAUGCCACGACUUCCAGACUACAGCUGUAAGUGGCCAACUGCAUUAUCACUUAUCACUCUUUAUACUGAAUUAUCGACUCCUCAGUCUGGUCUAUUAGGAAAGUGCCGGAGACCCAGGACGGCCUUCACGAGCCAGCAGCUGCUGGAGCUGGAGAACCAGUUCAAGCUCAACAAGUACCUGUCCCGACCCAAACGCUUUGAGGUGGCCACCUCGCUCAUGCUGACUGAAACACAGGUCAAAAUCUGGUUCCAGAAUCGGAGGAUGAAGUGGAAGCGCAGCCGCAAGGCGAAAGAGCAGGCCUCGGCCUCGGCGCAGUCUGAGGCAGAGCGGCUUCGCAGUGGGGGCAAACCAGCCGGCGACAAACUGGAAGAGAGCAGGCGGCCUGUUAAUCCAGAUGAGAGAGGGUUAGACCUUGAGCUGGAGGAGGGAGAGGAGGAGGAAGAGGAGGAGGAGGAGGAAGAGGAGGAGGAGGAGGAGGAGGAGCCCAGACACGGUUUCCCUGUUACUAUGGGUGGCGGCGUUGGACUGCCACGAUCCACGGACUUCUUGCAGCGCACCACUGACCUCGGUUACAACCCUCACAGCCCUUUCUCUGACGAGGAGCUGGACGGGGUGCAAGUAGGAAGUGACAGGAAGAUAGGAGCAGGCUUGUGA
Molecule: messenger RNA, 1062 nt
Organism: Myripristis murdjan (pinecone soldierfish)
Lineage: Eukaryota; Metazoa; Chordata; Actinopteri; Holocentriformes; Holocentridae
Gene: mnx2b
Product: motor neuron and pancreas homeobox 2b
Exons: 3
Coding region: 1-1062 (353 amino acids)
Biological process (GO): central nervous system development; regulation of DNA-templated transcription; neuron projection morphogenesis
Cellular component (GO): nucleus
Molecular function (GO): sequence-specific double-stranded DNA binding; DNA-binding transcription factor activity, RNA polymerase II-specific
Source: RefSeq, a predicted model, not a curated record